Eremomyces bilateralis CBS 781.70 is the source of this 3434-nucleotide messenger RNA. RefSeq names its product ATP-dependent protease La. Bases 227 to 3007 code for a protein of 926 amino acids. Gene Ontology annotation, molecular function: serine-type endopeptidase activity; ATP binding; ATP hydrolysis activity. The record is from RefSeq and is a predicted model, not a curated record. Gene Ontology annotation, cellular component: peroxisomal matrix. Gene Ontology annotation, biological process: protein targeting to peroxisome; protein processing; protein catabolic process. The transcript has 3 exons. NCBI's taxonomy places the organism in Eukaryota, Fungi, Ascomycota, Dothideomycetes, Eremomycetales, Eremomycetaceae.
CGAUGGUUCUAGAAUGAAUUGAUCGGAUCUCCUUGUAGCCGAUGGCCUCCUCCUAUGAUUAUAUACCUUACCCAGCACGUAAAUCAACCACGCAAGCUCACGACCGUAUUCACUCAAUCCUGGCAAUCCGGCGUAUACACAGAGGGUAAAUCCACUCCGCGGGGGUGCUAUAAGUCAAUACACUACGUGGUGACUGAACACUGCACGCAACUCGACUCUCUCCACCAUGGCGAAGUCAACAUCAGUCAAGCGAACCCUCGCUUUACUCCCGCUUCCACGGGAUCUCGUUCUCCUCCCUGGAGUAACACUCCGCAUUCCCGUCUCCAACCGACCCGAUAUCGCAGCCCUUCUCGCGACUAUUUACAGCAAAGCGUCUGACCAGUCCCGGGCUGAAUCUCCGGUGACGAUUGGCUGCGUGCCGUUGGCGAGUCCAUAUUUGAGCAAGGAUGGAAAACAGUUGAUCGAUGAUGGCAAAGAGCAGGGCGAUGCGGACAAGCAAGUCAAGGCAAGAGUGGGGCUCACCGAUCCCUCCAAAGCUGGCGAUGCAGACCUGUUUAGCGUUGGAGUGCUUGGACGGGUUAACGGUGUCCAAGGGAGACGAGCAGGCGACCUGGCGUUAAUAGUUGAGGGUAUGGAACGGUUCCAGAUCGAGAAGUUUACCCAACAGAAGCCGUACAUGGAGGCUGUGGUGACUAUCCAGCCGGAUCAACCGGUAAACCCUCAAGACGCCCACAUCGAAGCCCUCUUCUCGGAGUUGAAACAAUCGUCGAGACAGCUUCUAGCUCUUGUCCGCCUUUCCGCCCUGCUUCCCCGAGGAGCAUCGACAGCGAUCUCGCCUAUACUUGCACGACGGCUAGAAAUAUUCAUCGGACGAAAGGAAAUCGACGACGCCGGUGCCCUUGCCGAUUUCAUGGCUAAUGUUGUCGAAUGCACACAUGAAGAGAAACUUUUGGUUCUGGCUGCCCUCCCUGUCAAUGAUCGCGUGGAACGGGUUGUCGAUAUCUUGCGCAAGCACAUAAAUACCAUGCAAGGCAACGGUCGGAUGAUGACUAUUUCAUCUAGCAACAACAUCAACGGAAUUGAUUCGGACAAAUUAAAGCGCCUGCAGAACGAUGCCAUUGCUCGGCGAGGGAACGGCGGAAGAGGCUUUCCACCCGGAUUUCCUGGUGGUGGCGGGCAAGCUGAAGAGGAUACAAACGAGCUUGAUGAGCUGAAGAAACGCAUAGACGAGGCCGGACUUACACCGGAAGCGGAGAAGGUUGCCCAGCGCGAGCUCCAACGGUUGCAGAAGAUGAACCCUGCUCAAGCGGAGUACCAAGUCUGCCGAAACUACCUUGAGAACCUCGCGGAGAUCCCAUGGAGCAAGAUGACCGAGGAUCAUUUCGAUAGGGAAACCCUGCGACGUGCAAGGCAGCAGUUGGAUGACGAUCACUAUGGCUUGGAGAAGAUCAAGAAACGGCUCCUGGAAUAUCUGGCGGUCUUGAAACUGAAGCAAUCCGUCAAUGCCGACUUGGAGACGCAAAUCAAAAUGUUAACAGAACAAGCAAAAGAGGCAACGCAAGACAACAAGGCGAGUGCGGAUACGGCUCCUCGGAACGAAGACCAGCUUCAGAUCCUCAAGACGAAGCGAAUGGUCGACAAGUCCCCGAUUUUGCUACUAGUUGGUCCUCCAGGUACCGGCAAAACUAGCUUAGCAAAAUCGGUUGCUACUGCUCUUGGAAGGAAAUUCCAUCGCAUCUCCCUUGGCGGUGUGAGAGACGAAGCUGAGAUCCGUGGCCAUCGGCGCACUUACGUUGCCGCCAUGCCUGGAUUGAUUGUCAGCGGAUUGAAGAAAGUCGCCGUCACUAAUCCUGUCAUCCUUUUGGAUGAAAUCGACAAGAUCGGCACCAGCAACUUCCAUGGUGACCCCUCUGCCGCGAUGCUUGAGGUGCUUGACCCGGAGCAGAAUCAUACUUUUGUUGACCACUACGUCAACAUCCCCAUCGAUCUCUCGAAAGUUCUCUUUAUCGCCACUGCGAACUCUCUAGACACAAUUCCACCUCCUCUGUUGGAUAGAAUGGAGAUGAUCAGUCUUCCAGGAUACACAACCUUGGAGAAGAGGCACAUCGCAACCCGCCAUCUCCUCCCUAAGCAGAUCACAACGAAUGGUCUGGAGUCAAGCCGCGUGGAGUUGUCGGACGAUGUUAUCGACAAGAUCAUCACCUCUUACACUCGCGAGAGUGGGGUUCGGAACCUUGAGCGCGAGCUCGGCAGCGUUUGCCGGUCUAAAGCGGUCGAGUUUGCGGACGCCAAGGACUCGGCCGCGCUCGAGAAAUAUAACCCCAAGGUAAUGGUCGACGAUUUGGAGAACAUCCUAGGCAUCGAGCGCUUCGACGAGGAGAUCGCAGAAAAGUCCUCCCGCCCGGGCGUCGUCACCGGACUCGUUGCCUACUCCACCGGCGGCCAGGGCAGCAUCCUCUUCAUCGAAGUGGCCGACAUGCCCGGCACCGGCCGCGUCCAGCUAACCGGAACCCUGGGCGACGUCCUCAAAGAGAGCGUCGAAGUCGCCCUGACGUGGGUGAAGGCCCACGCGUACGAGCUCGCCCUCACCCACGAUCCGGACCAGGACAUCAUGAAGAACCGGUCGAUCCACGUGCAUUGCCCUGCGGGCGCGACGCCGAAAGAUGGGCCGUCGGCCGGCCUCGCGCACACGAUCGCGCUGAUCAGCCUGUUCUCGGGGAAGAGUGUGCCGCCGACAAUGGCGAUGACGGGCGAGGUCAGUCUCCGCGGCAAGGUGACGCCCGUCGGCGGGAUCAAGGAGAAGUUGAUCGGUGCGCUGCGGGCCGGGGUGCAUACGGUGAUGCUGCCGAGGGGAAAUCGCAAGGAUGUAAAGGACUUGCCGGAGGAGGUCAAGAAUGGCUUAAAGAUUCAUCAUGUUGAGCAUAUUUGGGAAGCACUCCGUUACGUCUGGCCUGACUCACAUUGGCCCGGUGAGCGGCAUUGGAGUGGAGUUGAGCCGCGACUCUAGUUCUCUUGCACAGUUGUUCCCAACUCCCUGUUCUAUUUGAUGAUAUAAUGCAUAAGCGUGGCCAAUGGUAUUGUGUACAUAACUCGAAUCUAUCUUCAUGAAUAUAUUGUGUAUUAAUAAACAGCUGGACACUAUUAUUGAUGUUGCUGUUAUGGUCCCAGGCCUGUGGCCUAGGACCUUGAGUAUGGCUGACGCCACAGAGAUGUGGCUAGUGGAUUGCAUAGAGGAUUAUCGAGGAGAUAGUCAUAUGGGAGUUGUAUGUUAGGACGGUCAUGAGGGAGCUGUGUUAGGACAGCAGAGAGGAUAUCUCGCGCGCAGAGGCGCUGGGAGAUUUCUUCCAUUUCUCUCUCUUCAGUUUGGAUCAAUGAAACUUGGUAAUCGCAGAUCUUGCGCAUCCAGACCGUGUCAGUUGCAACGAUUAUACAAC